Messenger RNA from Kogia breviceps (pygmy sperm whale), 2675 nucleotides. Lineage: Eukaryota; Metazoa; Chordata; Mammalia; Artiodactyla; Physeteridae. The record is from RefSeq and is a predicted model, not a curated record.
GGAGCGAGCCGGGAACCCCGACUUCCGCCCCGCCCCAGGCCCUCCCAGUCCGUGCUCCCGCCCCUUCUCAGGACGCCAGGAGGGGCUCCUGUCUCCCCCCGCCCCUCUCCAUCGCUCCCGACACGCCCCCAAAAGGGGGGUACGAGGCGGUCCCAGGCUGGUAGGGCGGAGCCUGCCGCCUCCAGCCUUGACUGCGGGACUCAACCCGCUCCAGAGCACAGCUGAGCCGAGCCCACCUGACCGUGGCGGCUGACACCCACCCACGCCCUUCUCAAAUGCAGGUGGCAGAGACCCUUCCAUUCCCCAGGGACCUAUCGGGUCCCCUUUCCCCUCUUGAUCAAGGCUGUUGGAUUCUAGGCCCCUUAGAGUAUUGAGUUCCUUCCCUUCAUCCCCUUUUCCUCCCUCUCCUUUCAUAGACCCGGGGUCCAGGCCACCAGUGCCCUCCUUCUUAGGACCCAGGAGUCCCAGAUCUGAGGUCCUUCCUCCCCCAGACUCCAGGAGUUGGGGCCCUCAGCGCGUCCUCCCUCACACCCAGGAGUCUGGGCUCCCAGCCCCCUCCUCCCCCAGGAUCCAGAAGUUAUGGCCCAAGGCCGCUCCCAGCUCUAAGUUCCUCAGGCCCUUUCCCUGCUGCGUUCACAUGCAAGGGACGCCUCCUGACCGCCACUCUGACCCUGCCUCCUGGGGGGGCCCUGCUCUCCCCCCCAGUCCAGGUCCCCAUCCCGGCCUUGGCAAUGACCCUGGCAGCUUCCUCCCAGCGCUCCCAAAUCAUUCGCUCCAAGUUCCGAUCUGGCCAGGCUCUCGGACACUCCCUGCCCGCCUUUCUCCUCCCACCUCCCUCCACAGCCCUCCAGCUUCGGAUCCACAGACGCUAUCAGGACACGACCCUCUCAGGGUCCUCUGCUGCCUCUCCAUUCUCAGAUCCAGAUCCAUGGAUCUCAGCCACAGACCCGGCUCUGGCUCCGGCCCCAGCCUCAUCCUCGAGCCCAGCGCCUUUCCUCUUCAGCCCUGGGGUCCUUCUCCCUGAGCCAAAACACUACCCUUGGCAGUCCCUGAAGAAGGAAUCUCCCAAGAUCUCCCAACAUUGGAGGGAGCCCAAGCCCAAGAGGAACUUGACAUACCACCAGUACAUGCCCCCGGAGCCGAGACAAGGGUCCAGGGCAGACCCCCAGGCUGAAGGGUCGGCCUUGGGUCCCCCUGGACCACCUCCAUGGGAAUGGACAAACUCACAGCAGCCACCUCCUAGGAUGAAGCCCAGUCCCCUCACUCCCUCCCCACCAGGAGUCCCCAGCCCCUCGCCCUCUCCACACAAGUUGGAACUUCAGACUCUCAAACUGGAGGAGCUGACGGUCUCAGAGCUCCGGCAGCAGCUGCGCCUGCGGGGCCUCCCGGUGUCUGGGACCAAGUCGAUGCUCCUGGAGCGCAUGCGCGGCGGCGCCCCGCCCCGCGAGCGGCCGAAGCCGCGGCGCGAGGACUGCCCGGCUGGAGCUCCCUGGCCUCGCUUCAGGCGCAAGGCUUUGGGAGCCGCUGGGAGGCCGGACUCGUUGAAGCCGAGUCCAACAUCUCACUCGCUGUCCCCUCCACGUGCCGCGGAAACCCUUGGGACGGCACCGGCUCCUGCUUCGGCUCCGGCUGCAUCGACGACUCAGGCUCCGGCUCCAGCUCCAGCUCCAGUGCCGAUCCCUUCUUCAGCACCAGCCUCGACAGCCCUGACACUGGAGGAGGAGCUUCAGGAAGCGAUCCGCAGAGCGCAGUUGCUUCCGAACCGGGGCAUCAAUGACAUCCUGGACGAUCAGGUGGAGCCUGAGGACAUGCUGCCCCCCAUGCCCCUGGACUUCCCCGGCUCCUUCGACUUGCUCUCCCCCUCCCCGGACUCUGAAGGCCUCUCAUCUGUCUUCUCUUCCUCGCUCCCAUCCCCCACGAACUCCCCGUCCCCCUCUCCCAGGGGCCCCACCGACUCCUUGGAUUGGCUGGAGGCUCUGAGUGGGGGUCCCCCACUGGGCUGUGGCCCCCCAGCCCCCAGCAUUUUCUCUGCUGACUUAUCUGAUUCCAGUGGCACCAGGCUGUGGGACCUGCUGGAGGAUCCAUGGUGAUGGAUUUUGGGGUUUCCAGGGACUGUGAACUGGUGGGGAUGGAGAGGCCACACAGAUAGACUCCCUGAGGGAGGGGUUGGAACACCCAGCAGAGUCCCCCCCACCACAGACACAAAAUCAGAGACAACUCUCAUCCCCACCUGGCCCCUGCGCUGCUGCUGACGUGCCAACCUCCUGACUUCCGCCUGACCUCCAUAUGAUCCCCUCCAUGGCUGUGUAGUUGGGGGCAAAGAGGUUUCAUUUGCUGCUGACCAGGGCAAAACAAGCUGCUUGCUGCUUCCCUCAGAGACCUCAUGGAUGUUUUUGUUCCCACUUUCAUCCUCCCAUCCCACUGACUAGAUGGGCGCCUGUUGCUGGGGAGUCUGGAAGGUGGUCUAUGCUUUUUGGAUGCAGGAGAGGGACGGGGAAGAGUAGGGAGAGAGAACAGCCUGCCAGGCCCUUGGCUUCUGAUUGGAGAGGAGACAAAUCGGAUGUGUCCUAUCUGAGGUCAGAUUCUCUCGGAAGCAGAGUCUGAGACAAGAUUUGUGUAUCCAUGACUUAGGAAAGCAAUGCUCCCAGGAGAAACCAAUGAAGGCAUAGAUGAAA